Molecule: messenger RNA, 2263 nt
Organism: Sitodiplosis mosellana (orange wheat blossom midge)
Lineage: Eukaryota; Metazoa; Arthropoda; Insecta; Diptera; Cecidomyiidae
Exons: 6
Coding region: 245-2029 (594 amino acids)
Cellular component (GO): nucleus
Source: RefSeq, a predicted model, not a curated record
ACAGUGGAACAUGCAUUCGCUGCGCAUACCAAUAUCGUUGUUUACAGAACCGUUUUGUUUAUGUCCCAGCACUCGCACCGCUUUACACAACGAACUAAACGAAAAGGAGAGUAAAAACAACAAAAGCCGCUUUUGGUGCCUCUCUCUCUCUCUCUCAUUCUUUUUGCCACACCACCGCCGCAUUCAGCAUCAGAAGAAAGCGGUAUCGUUUCAAUGUCUUUGUGUGUGAGUGUGUGCAGAAUCAAUGAUUACUUUAUGUGACAAGAAAAUCGCGCAAAUUAAGACUUCAUUUUUUUCACUGAGUUUCAGUGCACAUUGUGUCAUUGGAAAUUGUCGAAACUGGAACGAUUUUCUAUUCAAAAUGGGUGUAAAUGGGCUAACAACAUUUGUCAAACAGCAAAAACUGUAUCACCACAUCGACAUCUUGGAGGAAAUCCGAAAACAUCGCAAAGCAAAUGGAAAUGCGUUGAUCAUAUUCGAUGUGAUGGGAUUUGUGCAUAAUUUCGGUGCCACUGUCGUUGAAUUGAAUCUGGGUGGACGGCAGCAUAUUUAUUUGCAUCAAUUCGAACAAUUUUUGCAAGCACUCCAAAAGGCUGGCGCUAUGUUGGCAUUUUUCUGCGAUGGUCAAUUGCAAGCGGACAAAAAUGAUGUGUGGUGUCGACGACGCGAUGCUGAUUUCCAGGCUGCAUUGGCAUUGAUCAACGAGCAUUCGCAUCAAGAUGGCACGAAGAAGCGAUUUGGAUGCAAAACAAUCGUGAAAAGUCUCUUAAAAAUGGUCGAAGACAAACGCUAUGGAAAAGUGGUGAUAUCAACCGAGGUGGAUUGUGACAAAGCAAUUGCAAAGUAUGCGAUGUCAAAAGGAGCGCUGGCCGUGGUGGCAAGUGAUUCGGAUUUUCUCAUUUUCGAAGGCGAUUUUCAGUGGUGGGAUUCAAAAUCCAUCCGAAUGCACCAAAUGACAGCGAAACGUUUCGAAAGAAAUCAGCUGCGUCAAAAGUUAUCGCUGACAAGUGAGCAGUUAAAAUACUUUGCGACGAUUGUUGGGAAUGAUCAUACCGGGCACAUGAUAACGAAACGUUGUGAUUUCAUCAAAGUGGCCCAUUUUUGCCAAUCAAUCGAUUCGGAGCGAUGUAAUCCGCAGUCGAUCUACCAAAAAAUUGGUAAAUAUAUGCUGUUUGGCUCGAGCAAACCAAUUGACAUCGAGUCAAUCGCCAGAAGUAUUCAGUCAUAUGAUGCAAAUUAUGACAUUGCACAGUGCCGCAACCCUAUGAAUGACUAUUGCUCGGCGAAUGUUUUGAUGUUUGCCUUUUGGCAUCAACAGGUGUUUCAGUACGAAGUGAAUUUCGUGGACUUCAAGCCACGCCACGAAGACGGGAAAAAUAAUAAUGUUCAAUUGUUUUUGGAUACAUUGAUCGAAGUGUUCCGCAAAUUGGGCGGCAUUCUGUUGAAUGGCAUAUCGCAUACCAAUCCAAUGCUAAAAAUCGUCACCAAAUAUUCACUGUAUGAAAAAUACAUGCUUCGAGAGUACACACCAAUCUAUCCAGAGGGUAUGGCCGAGAUUGAAGACAUCAUUUUUGGCAAAAACAUCGAUGAUAAAUGGAACUUAUUACUUUGGAGCAUUGGAAUCGAUGUGCAGCUACGUUUUGACCUGGAUUCCAUACCAAAGAGAUACGUUCACACUGUGCUGGCACUCAUAUUUCUAUUGAAGGCUAAUGAAAUAACCUCACUGCAAGCGGAUGCAUUGCUCUUGUGUCAGUACAACAUUUUUGAAGGUAAAUUCGAUUUGGAAAGCAUCAACAUUGAUGAAACGGUUGUCAGCAAAGAAGUCAUACGAGUUGGCCAGCUUUUCAGCAGAACCAUCACUUUGAUAUGGGACUGCUUCAUGGUGUGCGGCCUCAGUGAAUACAUUCAAAUGGACUGGUUCGAUGGGCCCUAUUUCAGUUAUCUGUUGGUGCGAUGUCAACGUCUGAAAGCAUUCCAUAACGAAAGUUUGACAAAAAUUCGCUCAUAUCGAUUGUAUGCACCACAAUGAACAUAGUCUUGAUAGAUUCAUACUCGAGCCAAAAAGAGCCAAAGCUCGAGCCAAAAAGAAAGUUUUCUUUUUUAAAAUAAAUGAAUAAUAAGCGAAGAAGAAGAACACCACAGCCACACAAUUUGCAAUUGAGAUCAACGUAAAAUGACGUCUCUAUCAAUGGCAAAUAUAUUUUAGGAAUUUAUUGUAAACAAAACAGUUUUGUACAAAUAUAGACACUCGGAACAAAUGCAA